AUGGCUGCGAACCAGGGCAUCGGCACCGACCCGACGGGCCCGACGGAGAACGAGAAGAAGGUGGUCAUGGACAACAUGGCGCGGCAGGACUCGUCCAGCCUCAACGGCGGCGCGCAGAUGGGCCAGCAGCAGCCGGUGGACGACUUAGCCGGGCCGCAGCGACGGCCGUGGCACCGCGCGCUCGUCGACUCGGCCAAGACGCCCGGGUCGGCCAUCCAGAUCAUCAUCGCGGCCGCGCUGGCCAUCACCAUCGGCAUGUCGGUAACGACGCAGGUUGAAAAGGUGCCCAAGGCGGUGAUCGACCUCGUCAUGAUCCCCGGCGACCUCUGGCUGCGGGCGCUCAGGGCGGUCGUCAUGCCGCUCAUCAUUACGGCCAUGAUCCUUGCCAUCGUGCGGCUGCGCGAGAUGACGGGCAACGGCGCCAUCCUGGCCCGCUGGACCGUGGGCUACUAUGUCUUCACCACCAUGAUCGCCAUUGUGCACACGUGCAUCCUCGUCGACCUGGUCUGGCGCCGCCUCAUGACCGAGGUGACGGGCUCCGCGCUCGAGCUGUCCGACUCGCUGUCCAAGACGGUGGAGACGCGCAAGGAGUUCGAGCCCCACGUGGUCGUGGUCGAGAUGUUCCGGUCCUUCAUUACCAACAACAUCUUCCACUCGCUCGCCAACGAUGGCCUGCUCGCCAUCCUCAUCGCCGCCUGCGUCGUCGGCUACCUGCUGGAUCCCAUGGGUCCCAUCAUGAAGGCGGUCGAGGAGAUCGAGAAGCUCGUAACCACAAUCAUCACCUUCCUCAUCAAGAUCGCCCCCAUCGGCGUCUUUUUUCUGAUCCUGCCCAACCUGUUCCGCCUCAACAUCGCCGAGAUCGGCCAGAACCUGGGCGUGCUGCUCGGCUCCGCCCUGGCCGGCAUGUUCCUGCACCUCUUCAUCCUGAUCCCCAUCAUCUACGUCAUCGUCGUGCGCGAGAACCCCUACCCCGUCUGGUUCGCCUCGGCCCCGGCCUGGCUGACUGCCUGGGGUACCGCCUCCUCGGCCGCGACCCUUCCCGUCACCCUGCGCGAGGCCCUGGCCCGUGGCGUGCCCAGCACCGUUGCCAAGUUUUCCGUUCCCCUGGGUUGCUUGAUCAACAUGGACGGUACCGCCAUCUACUUCCCCUGCUGCGUCGUCUUCCUGGCCCAGACGCAGGGCAUCGUGCUCGACGGCACCAAGUACGUCAUCAUCGUGCUGCUCGCGACGCUCGCCUCGAUCGGCACCACGCCCAUCCCGUCGUCGUCGCUGGUCCUUACCGUCAUGAUCGCGCAGUCGGUCGACGUGCCCAUCACGGGCAUGUACGGCGUCAUCAUCGCCAUCGACUGGUUCGUCGACCGCUUCCGGACCGCCACCAACGUCUCGGCCGACAUCUACGCCGCAAAGAUCGUCACCAAGAUCACGGGCAUCAAGGACGCCGAGGACGAGUCCUCGUCCGACGACGACGCCGUCCGCGCCCCCGACUACGCCCCGCCCGCCGGCCCGCCCCAGGACAACGCCAACCGCGUCUGA
Molecule: messenger RNA, 1533 nt
Organism: Gaeumannomyces tritici R3-111a-1
Lineage: Eukaryota; Fungi; Ascomycota; Sordariomycetes; Magnaporthales; Magnaporthaceae
Product: excitatory amino acid transporter 2
Exons: 2
Coding region: 1-1533 (510 amino acids)
Biological process (GO): L-glutamate transmembrane transport
Cellular component (GO): plasma membrane
Molecular function (GO): glutamate:sodium symporter activity; neutral L-amino acid transmembrane transporter activity; L-glutamate transmembrane transporter activity
Source: RefSeq, a predicted model, not a curated record